Messenger RNA from Paramisgurnus dabryanus, 757 nucleotides. Its product is annotated as ras-related protein Rab-43-like. Lineage: Eukaryota; Metazoa; Chordata; Actinopteri; Cypriniformes; Cobitidae. The record is from RefSeq and is a predicted model, not a curated record. Gene Ontology annotation, molecular function: GTPase activity; GTP binding.
AUGUUACAGGUGCUGUCUGUGUUUGUGUGUUUCUCCACGUCAGUCACAGUAAUAAUCACAGUCAUCAUCUUCAGCUCACCGCACAGCUAUGUCAUUACAGGAGUCUGAUGACAGCUACGAUUUUGUUUUCAAGAUAGUUCUGGUUGGAGAUGUCGGUGUCGGAAAAACUUGUGUGGUUCAGCGAUUUAAGACCGGCAUUUUCAUGGAGAAACAGGGCAGCACAAUUGGAGUGGAUUUUACUAUGAAGACGCUGGAAAUACAGGGGAAAAGGGUGAAGUUACAGAUAUGGGAUACAGCUGGACAGGAGCGUUUUCGCACCAUCACACAGAGUUACUAUCGCAGUGCCAAUGGUGCCAUCAUCACUUAUGAUAUCACAAAGCGAUCCUCUUUUAUGUCUGUGCCCAAGUGGAUGGAGGAUGUGAAGAAAUAUGGUGGUUCCAACAUAGUUCCUCUUUUAAUUGGUAAUAAAUCGGAUUUGACUGACUUGCGUGAAGUGCCCUCUGAAGAUGCACAGACCAUGGCUCAUCAGCUGGAUUUUGUGACUGCCAUCGAGACUUCAGCCAAGGACUCUAGUAAUGUGGAAGAGGCAUUUAACAAAAUGGCCACAGAGCUCAUCCUCCGACAUGGCGGGCCCAUGUUCAAUGAAAACGUAACAGAUAGCUUCAAACUGAACAGUAAGGAUGUGACCAGUGAGGGAUGGGGAUGUGGCUGUUGAUUAGUUAGUCAUUCUCAUGAAGCAAUAAAAGCUUUGGUCAUG